UAUCUCAGAUUUAUGGUGUUUGCAAGAGGUUAAGAAAAUCCCUCCGCGGGGGAUUGACAGAAAUGCAACACUUGUUGAAGAAGUUGGACGGUGACAAGUAUGUCCACUUUGAAAGACAUGAGCCUGGAUCGGAAGUCAUUAGGGAUGUAUUUUGGGCUCAUCCAAAUGCUAUCAAACUGUUCAACACAUUUCCAUAUGUAGUGAUUAUGGAUUGCACAUACAAGACAAACAAAUAUGCAAUUCCCUUGCUUGAGAUUGUUGGACUGACUUCCACAGAUAAGACAUACUCCAUAGCCUUUUGCUACAUUGUUAAUGAGGGCACAGAUGACUACGUUUGGGCACUGGAGUGUAUGAAGUCUCUAUUAGCUGAUCAAGCCAUGUUGCCUAAGGUGAUUGUUACUGACAGGGAUCUUGCCUUAUUGAGUGCUGCUAAGCAAAGCCUUCCUAACACUACACAUUUAUUAUGCUUGUGGCACAUCAACAAGUGUGUUUUGGCAAAGUGCAAACUCUAUGUUGGCACAGAUGAUUUUGCUGAGUUGGUUAUGAUGAAGUGGGCAGAGGUGGUGGAUGCUGCAACAGUUGAAGAAUUUGAAGUGAAAUGGAUGCAAUUGUUUAAUAUGUGCAAGGCAAAAUACAGCAACUUUACCUCCUAUUGUUCUACUACAUGGUUGGUUCACAAGGAGAAAUUCGCCAAGGCAUGGACAAAUCAUGUGAUGCACUUUGGAACAACAACAAGUAACAGGGCUGAGGGUGCACAUGCCAGUUUGAAGAAGAUGUUACGGGAUUGCAAGGGUGACCUGGCCACUUCAUGGGAUGCGUCGCAUAGUUUGACAUGUAAUCGACAUACUGAAAUAUUAGCAUCGUUUGAGCGCAGUAUUCACAGAAUUGAUCACAUUUUCAUGUUCCCAUUUUACACAAAUAUUAGAGGAUUUGUGUCAAACAAAUGCCUGCAGCUCAUCGACGAUGAACAUAUAAGAAUGAAGUCCUACGGCGGAUGCGAUUGCUUGUUGAGAGAGACUCAUGGACUACCUUGCGGUUGUGAACUUGCAGGUUAUGAAAGAAUUCCAUAUGAGUCAAUUCAUCCAUUCUGGAAGAGACUGAGUUGGGAGCAUGUACCUGAACCUGUUGCAGAUACUACCAGCAACCAUAUUUGCGGCAUGAACCAUGGAGAUAUGCAACCAGAAGUUGAGGCAUUGACACAUUAUUUCAGUUCUUUGGAUACUGGAGGGCAGAGUAUGGUAAGGAGGAAGCUUCAAGCGAUCUAUUGUCCUGAAAGCAGUUCACUUUGUACUCCUGCGGUUAAGAUAAGGUCUAAGCGCACUCUUAAGGCGAAUGAGAAAAUACCACCUAAGAAUAAAGCAAUAGGAUCCUUGACUCGUGAUCUUUCAGGUUUUGAACAUGUUGAUAGGGAGAUCAGAGAGGCAAAGAAGGUUUCACAACCACCAAAGAAGAAGAAGCGUGUGAAGAAGUCUGAUACAAGCUAUUUCAUGGGUCAUUUUCCAGCCUUUUUCCACCCAUAUAUACAAACAGUUCAGAAUGUUGAGGAUGAUGGUAACUGUGGCUAUAGAGCCGUUGCUGCAUUACUCGGACUACCAUCAGGUGAGGAAAGUUGGUCAUGGGUUAGGGCAGCGUUGAUAGAAGAACUUGAACGACACAGAGGGUUGUAUGAUGAAAUGUGGUCCAGACAUGUGGUUAAUGCCUUACAUUCCCGACUCACUCUUCCUCCUGGUGAUCCGGCUACCGAGGAUAAAUGGAUGCAACUGCCAGAGAUGGGAUACCUUGUAGCAACCAGGUUCCAAGUGGUUUUCAUAUCCAUCUCCUCUACGGGUUGUUGGUCAUACCUUCCACUAAGAGAAGAAGGUCCACCGGAUGUACAUCCUGUUAUAGCUGUUGGUCAUGUGAUUAAUCACUUUGUACAGUUAUACGGGUUUUUUUCAAUACAAGAGUCGGCAUAUAAUGAGUGA
Messenger RNA from Lotus japonicus, 1964 nucleotides. Its product is annotated as PKS-NRPS hybrid synthetase cheA-like. The record is from RefSeq and is a predicted model, not a curated record. Lineage: Eukaryota; Viridiplantae; Streptophyta; Magnoliopsida; Fabales; Fabaceae. The transcript is spliced from 4 exons. Gene Ontology annotation, biological process: regulation of DNA-templated transcription. The coding region runs from base 63 to 1964 and encodes 633 amino acids.